AUGACUGAAAUUUCUGACGGUUUGGAUCUAUCAUUUUUAAUGUGGGGUUCAUUAUUUUCCAAAGAUCCUUUAAAAGAUUCAGGUUAUGAUUUAGUUGAUACAAAUGGUUUAAAUGAUGGAAGAUCGAUAUGGACAAAAUAUACUGGAAAAAAAAAGACGACCGGCGAUUUAGUGACAAUAUUUACUUGUCAGAACGAUUCGCAUCUUCAAUUAGCAAAAUCAGCAUUAAAACGAAUGAAAACAUUGAGACAUCCAAAUAUUUUAAAUUAUUUAGACGGAGCAGAAAAUGAUAAAAUUGUUCAUAUAAUAACGGAAAAAGUAACACCAUUAGAUGUUUAUUUAUUAGAAUUAAAAACUGGUGAUGAUCAAAAUUCACAAAGGGAUGACUACAACAAGAAAGAUUUGUUUGAACUGGCUUGGGGACUCUAUCAAAUAUGUCGUGUAUUAUCGUUUUUACACGAUGAUUGCAAACUGAUUCAUUCGAAUUUGAAUCUCGGUACAAUUUAUGUUGAUCAAAAGUCAAAUGAUUGGAAAUUAGGAUGCUUUGAAUUUGUACAACAAACAGAUGGUAAUACUUCAGAUUUGCAACAUCCACCAACACGUUAUUUACCUGCCGUACAACGGUAUGAACCACCCCAGCAACAAGCACGUGGACAAACAAAGCAAACAUCACUAAAGGCACGUGAUAUGUGGCUAUUGGGUACAAUGAUCUGGGAAAUAUUUAACAGUAAUCUAUCAAGUACUCUAAAAAGUAGCGAUCAACCUCAAUAUAAAAAGUUUCAUUCAAUACCAAAAGCAUUGGUACCAUCUUAUUGUGAACUAAUCAAUGUGGAUCCAAGUUUAAGGCCAACGAUAACAAAAUUCUUAGAUAUAUGUCGUCAACAAAAUGGUUUUAUGAAAAAUGUUCUUGUCGAUUCGCUACUAUUUUUAGAAGAAAUUCAACUGAAAGAUAAUAAUGAUAAACAAAAAUUUUUUCAACAAUUACCAGAGAAUGUAGAUGAAUUUUCAUCACGUAUAAAUGAAAAUAAAUUAUUACCUCUUCUGCUUAAUGCCUAUGAAUUUGGCAAUAGUGGAUCAGUAGUAUUACCCACAUUGUUUAAAUUAGGAAAAAAUUUAAAUGAUCAAGAAUAUAAGAAAAAAAUUGUACCAAUUAUUACAAAAUUAUUUCAAUCGACGGACAGAAUGACAAGAUUUCGAUUAUUACAACAACUUGAUUUAUAUGUUGAAUAUCUAUCACCGUCCAUUAUUAACGAUGAAAUAUUUCAACAUAUAUGCACAGGAUUUACUGAUCAAGAACCUGCCAUAAGAGAAGCCACUGUUAAAUCCGUGUUAUAUUUGGCACCAAAAUUAUCCUAUAAAAAUUUGAAUGUUGAAUUGAUGAAACAUUUUUCUCGUUUACAAACAAAUGAUGAUCAAGGUGUUAUAAGAACAAAUACAAUUGUUUGUCUUGGGAAAAUAGCACAUUAUCUUAAUCCAAGUCUUCGUUCACGUUUGUUAAUAUCAGCAUUUAGUCGUGGUUGUCAAGAUUCAUUUAGUCCAUCACGUCAAGCAUCUGUUUAUGCGUUUGGUCAUAGUGAAAAAUUUUUUACUCUAAAAGAUAUUGCAACAAAAAUUGUACCUAUUUUAUGUACAAUUACCAUAGAUCCAGAAAUUGAUGUUCGAACACAAGCAUUUAAAACAAUUCAUUUAUUUUUAACAAAAUUGGAAACUGUAUCAGAGAAUCCAGAAUUAGCUGUCGAUAUGGAGAAAGAGGUGAAUUCGACAAAUAUUAAUUUGAGUAACGAAACAUCAUGGACAUCUUGGGCAUUGACAUCAUUGACAUCGAAAAUUGGCACAUUAACUACAAAACAAAUUCAACCAUCUAUUACACUUUCAACGUCUAAAACUGACAAUCCAACAGAUUCACCGACGGCAAUAUCAUCACCAGUGGUAAAAGAUUCAUCGAUUAAUAGUAGUAGUGGUGAUAAUACAACGAAAUCAAAACAAUCACAACCAGUAAAAAAUAAACCACCAGCAGCAGCAGCGGCAGCAAAGAUUGUCCAGCAAAAUAGGGAUGAUGAUGAUGAUGAUGAUAUAUUACUUCAAGAGCGUCAAAAGUCUGCUAUUGCUUCAUUUUUCAAUAAUACAUCAUCGAUCGGAUUGAAGGAUGACGAAUGGAAAACAUCUCAAGAUACAAAAUCGUGGUCAACAUGGGAAACAAAUCCUAAUUCAUCUACACUAUCCUCUCCUACAACGAUAACUCAAGGAAAUGAUUGGGGCGAUGAUCAAAACGAUGACUCGGACGAUAAAUGGGAAGAUUUUACACAAACGACAUCUUCAGGAACAACAACAACAACAACAGCAGUUAAACAACAGACAGCAGUCAAUUUGGUUAUGUCAUCCUCUUCUUCUCCAACUCCUGUACAACAGCCCGUCAAAUCGUCUUGGACUCAAGAUACCAAACCUACGACAUCGAUGAAUGAUUGGAAUAGUGAUCAAUUUUUUAAUGAUGUUCUUACUUCGACAACCACCACAUCAGCAAAACCCAAACCAAAAUUGAAACGUUAA
Molecule: messenger RNA, 2547 nt
Organism: Didymodactylos carnosus
Lineage: Eukaryota; Metazoa; Rotifera; Eurotatoria; Philodinida; Philodinidae
Source: the annotation of a GenBank genome assembly